Messenger RNA from Lingula anatina, 2457 nucleotides. Its product is annotated as ubiquitin carboxyl-terminal hydrolase 25-like. Gene Ontology annotation, molecular function: cysteine-type deubiquitinase activity. Gene Ontology annotation, cellular component: nucleus; cytosol. The record is from RefSeq and is a predicted model, not a curated record. NCBI's taxonomy places the organism in Eukaryota, Metazoa, Brachiopoda, Lingulata, Lingulida, Lingulidae. Gene Ontology annotation, biological process: protein deubiquitination.
UCUUCCGUAAGCGCCAUGUUUACAACUCCAACAUGACUGUAGAGCAGUCAUUGCUACCGCAAUCUUAUAAUAAGAACCAGCCAGAGCGUCCAGUACGUAUAGAACCCAAUGUGUUAGAGCAGAUCAAGGAAGUGACAGGUAUUGAGGACGUCAAGGUGAUCAGCCAGGCUAUAUCAGCUUGCUGUACGGAGCAGGGGAAAUAUGACCUGUCUGAGGUGGUCUCUCUGCUCGUCUCGGAAGUGGCGACCAUCAAGCCCACACAGCAGAAACCGGAGCCUGUAGAGAAACCAGAGAAAGACACGGAGCAGACAACAACCAAGAUUAUCACCCAACCCACGGAUGCCACAGAUGUCCCUGUGAAUACACGCAAGUCUAAGAGUGACAGUGCAUUAGUUGACCUGACCAAUGAUGAAGAUCAGCUCCAGAAAGCCAUCGCCGCCAGCCUGCAGGACAACCAGGGAAUUCUGGGAGGACAGAUCUCGCGAGAGGAGCAAGAUAUUAGUAGAAUCCUCGAGGCCAGCCUGGCAGAGAGUAAAGCUGGCACCAAGAGGAAAAGAGGCGACAUUUGGUUUGUAGACCCACUCAAUCCGUAUGAGAGAAGAAGGAAGGAGGCAUGGCCGGUGGGGCUCAAAAAUGUGGGCAACACCUGUUGGUUUAGUGCAGUCAUACAGUCAUUGUUUCAUCUUCCUAUCUUCCGCCACUUGGUGCUGAAUUUUGUCUCUCCAGCGGAGACACCACAGGGAACGCUACAGGAAAAGCGUAACCUGCGUUUCAUGCAUGAGCUGCGGCGUCUGUUUGCGCUGAUGAUCGGGUCUCAGAGGAAGUAUGUUGACCCUUCUAAGGCUGUGGAUAUCUUAAAGGAAGCCUUCACUUCUCCUAGCGGUACCAGUGACAGUCAACAGGAUGUGAGUGAGUUUCAGCACAAGUUACUAGAGUGGUUGGAGGAAGCUUUCACAUGUCAUGACUCCAGACCUACAUCGCCUACACAAGGAACUAGUAGUGAAGAAUCUCUUAGUAGUGCCAAAAACCCCAUGAUAGAUUUAUUCUAUGGCCAAGUCACCACGGAUGGAUUCCAUGAAGGCAAAGCUUUCUGCAGACAGGAGACGUUUGGUCAGUUUCCUCUCCAAGUGAACGGUUUCCAUGACAUCCAUGAGAGUCUUGAGAACGCCACGGCACAGGGAGAGAUUGAGACUGUCACUGGGGAGUCCUCAUCUAAAUCUGGCCAGGAGCAAUGGUUUACAAGACUUCCUCCUUUCUUGACCUUUGAGCUGUCAAGAUUUCAAUUUAAUCAAACACUGGGGAGGCCAGAAAAAAUACACAACAAAUUAAAAUUUCCUAUGACAAUCUAUAUGGACAGGUAUAUGGAGUGCAAUAAAAGUGUGACAAGACAGAGGAGAGAGAAAGUGAAAAGUCUGAGGGAAGAAUUACAGCAUUUACACAGUAGAUUAGACAGGUUCACAAACUAUGGGUCUGGACCCAAGAGAUUUCCCCUGCAAGACGUGUUACAAUAUGCUCUAGAGUUUGCUCAAACCAACCCAGACGUUGCCUGCUCAUCUCCCGCGGGCCCUGCAGCGCCCCCUGUCUGUGAUGUUGUACAAGAUGUGGAAAUGGAAUCGCCCAGGUCUCUCAACAACAGUUCAAACUUAGAACCCCCCUCCCCCUCGCUUGUGAAGUCAUCAUCAUUACCUGAUGUUGCCAUGGCAUCGCCGCAUGGUAAGCUUUCCUCCCCAGCAAAACGCCUUCUAGUCGUGCCAAAGCCUGCCCCGCGGGAAGUGUCCAGUACGGAGCUGGGCGUUCUACAGUCGUGUCUUACAAGAUGGAGGACCGAGGUGGAAAGUGACGUGAAAGAAUUACAAGAUGGUAUUAGUCGUCUGGACGAGGAAGUUGGGAACAUGUACAGUGAUGACAUGAUGAAAAAGUUCCCAUACAGACUCCAUGCGGUGUUAGUUCACGAGGGUCAAGCUGCCUCUGGCCACUACUGGGCCUAUGUGUAUGACCACGCUAAUGGACGCUGGCUAAAAUUCAACGACAUCACCGUGACUGAGGCAUCAUGGGAAGAGCUGGAGAAGGAAGGCAUUGGUGGCUAUCACAACGCCAGUGCAUACUGUCUGAUGUAUGUGGAUACUAGCAGAGAGGACCUUAUACAGGUUUAAGGCUAUAAAGGGAGCAGCUGAGAGGAAGUUAUCAGAAAUGACAUCAGAUGCCAGUGAACAAAUGAAGAGUGAAUACAAGAAAUGGCAUGAGAACUUCAGCAAUUUCCGCCGUGUGAUCAUGUGUGUAGUGCUGGGGAUAGAAGCAUUUCAUAAAGAACGCUACCAGGAGUCGCUGCCAUAUCUUCACUAUGCAUAUCUGACCAACCGCUCCCUCAUAGCGGACGGCAACAGGAUGAAAGGCUUUGAUAACAAGCUGAUGGCCUAUUAUCAGAGGCAGUGUUUAUUGGUGAGAUACCUUACUUAG